AUGAAGCUCCUCAUUGCCGUCUUCGCCGCAGCCGUCUUGAACGCUCCAGCUCUCGCUGCUCCUGUCGAAGCUGACGGGGUCCGCCUGGAAGAGCGCGCUCCUAUCGUCACCUGCAAACCCAAGCUCAACGGCAAGACUGAAAAGAUAUUCAAGGUCGAUGUAGCCACUGCCCAGGCCGAAGCCAGGACGGCUGGCCUCACCACCGGCAAGAGCGGCGACCCUCACCGUUACUUCAACGGAGACCACAUCAACUUCGGCGUCCACAACUGUGACAAGAAGGACGCCAUCCUCUGGGAGUACCCCAUCUUCUGGGUCGGCAAGAACGCCAGGUGGGAGAAGGACGUCAAGACGGACAAGCAAAAGGGUGGUGCUACUCCCAUCCGGGUGGUUUAUGCUAAUAGCAACGGUGGUGUUCAGUAUUGUGGUGUCAUGACCCACAGUGAGGUUAACGACAAGAACCAGGGACUGAAGUUCUUCCAGAAGUGCACCUGA
This is a messenger RNA of Hirsutella rhossiliensis, 492 nucleotides long. RefSeq names its product hirsutellin A toxin. Bases 1 to 492 code for a protein of 163 amino acids. The transcript is spliced from 2 exons. Lineage: Eukaryota; Fungi; Ascomycota; Sordariomycetes; Hypocreales; Ophiocordycipitaceae. The record is from RefSeq and is a predicted model, not a curated record. Gene Ontology annotation, molecular function: RNA nuclease activity; RNA binding.